AUUGCACAAAAAUAAAAUGAAGGCAAUGAAAUAAAGAGAGAGAGAGAGAGAGAGAGAGGGUUGGGGUGGUCCGGUGGUGUGAUCAUCGACAUCAGGGAUUCCGUCCAUUGUAAUGCUGGAACCAAACCCUAAUUCAAAAAGGAUUUUGGGUCACAUAUCUGUCUCCCAUUCUCUCUUCUCGGACCUCCUCAGUUUUUUCUCGUCUGGUUCUUCAACGUCUCUAUCAAAGCCUCCUAAAACUCACGACAUUGUCAGGUCUCUUGGAUGUUGAAUUCUUACCCUCUUAGGUUCGUUCAAUUUCUUGCAUUUUCUUGAUACGUGAUAAAAUUUUCUUUUUCUUGGCCAUCUCUGUUUCUUGGUACAUUCUUGAAAAUGGGAUUAUAUAGUAAUCUCUUGAUGUCGAGAGGUUUCUGACAGCUAAAACCAUGGAGGGUCGUGAGGGAAUUAUCCACAUUGCUAUAUUUUUCUGCCUCUUGAAUUUGGCCUUCAGUAAAACAGACCCUAACGAUGCGAAAGUCCUGAGUGAUUUCAGAGAAGGGUUGAAAAACCCAGACCUCUUGAAAUGGCCAGACAACGGAAAUGACCCUUGUGGCCCUCCCUCAUGGCCUCAUGUAUACUGCUCUAACGGCAGGGUCACUCAGAUUCAGGUGGCCAACUUGGGUCUGAAAGGUACCCUCCCUCAAGACUUCAACCAGCUCACAAAGCUCUACAAUUUGGGCCUUCAAAAGAACCAUUUUAGUGGGAAAUUGCCCACUUUCAGUGGGUUGUCUGAACUUCAGUUUGCUUACUUGGAUUUCAAUGAAUUUGACACCAUCCCUUCGGAUUUCUUCCACGGGCUUAGCAGUGUCCGUGUCCUUGCUUUGGAUGAUAAUCCAUUUAAUGCCACUAUUGGUUGGUCUAUACCUAAUGAGCUAGAGGAUUCAUCUCAGUUAACAAAUUUUUCAUGCUCGAGUUGUAACAUAGCCGGACCUAUACCAGAUUUUUUCGGGAGACUUCCAUCUCUCAAUUCGUUGAGACUUUCGUAUAACAGAUUAACCGGUGAAAUACCCGCGAGUUUCCAUGACUCAAUGAUGCAGGUUUUGUGGUUAAACGAUCAAGACGGUGGCGGAUUGAGUGGUUCAAUCGAUGUAAUUGGCUCAAUGCUAUCUCUUACUCAAGCAUGGCUUCAUGGAAACCAGUUCACAGGAUCAAUUCCGGAUGACAUUGGCGCACUUACUUCAUUAAGAGAACUCAACCUUAAUAGAAACCAACUUGUUGGUAUGAUUCCACCGAGUUUAGCUACUAUGGACUUGCAUUUAUUGGAUUUGAACAAUAACAUGCUGAUGGGUUCCAUCCCCAAGUUUAGAGCUGUAAAUGUUACUUUAUCUUCGAAUUCGUUUUGCCAACUUACACCAGGGGUGCCAUGUGCUCCUGAAGUUAACGCGCUUUUGGAUUUCCUUCGUGCUUUGAAUUACCCAUCAGAUCUUGCUUCUGAAUGGACGGGUAACAACCCGUGUGAAGGACCAUGGUUGGGAGUGAGUUGCAAUUCGAAAGGUGAGGUUACUAUUAUAAAUUUGCAGAAGCGAAUGCUUAAUGGUACUCUCAGUCCUUCACUUGCAAACCUAGACUCGCUUAUGGAAAUUCAUCUUGGGGGAAACAAUAUUGGAGGGCAAAUCCCCACAAAUUUUACUCAGUUGAAAGGCCUGAGAUUGUUGGAUAUAAGUGGGAAUAAUUUCCAGCCUCCAUUUCCCAAUUUCAGCGACACAGUUAAGGUCAUUAAUACAGAUGGCAAUCCACUAUUGGUCGCUAACGGGACAAAAGCCUCUCCCCCACUAGUUAGCACCCCAUCAGCUCCUUCACCAACUGUUGGACAAUCCCCUCCCUCGCUAUCACCGUCAAAUAGCUCAUCAUCUGGAGAUUCUCAAUCACCGUCUCCCUCAUCUGGAAACUCAAAAUCUCAUUCUCCUAGUUCUUCUGAAGAUGAAAUGGUAAAAACAGGAUAUCAUAAGAGAUCAAACGUGGUUGUCAUUUUGAGUGCAGCCACGGGCACUGCGAUUAUGGUUCUUCUGUUGUUUCUUUUCUUUCUGUACCAGAAGAAAAACAAAGGCAAAGUAGCAGCUCCUGGUGCCAUUGUUGUCCACCCAAGAUCCCCUUCUGAUUCAGAUAACUUGGUUAAGAUUGCAGUCUCUGACAACACCCAAAGAAGCGUAGAAUCCAAAAGCAGUAAUUGUAAUGGGUUUGAAAAUACUCAUGUGAUCGAGUCUGGAAACUUGGUCAUUUCAGUUCAGGUUCUGAGAAAGGUUACUAAUAAUUUUGCACCAGAAAAUGAGCUUGGGCGUGGCGGUUUUGGUGUCGUUUACAAGGGUGAGCUGGAAGAUGGGACCCAGAUAGCAGUUAAGAGAAUGGAAGGUGGGGUCAUUAGUAGCAAAGCGUUGGACGAAUUUCAGUCUGAAAUUGUUGUUCUUUCAAAGGUCAGACACCGCCAUCUGGUGUCUCUUUUGGGUUACUCCAUUCAAGGCAAUGAGAGACUUUUGGUUUACGAGUAUGUGACACAGGGGGCUCUAAGCAGGCAUCUUUUCCAUUGGGAAAGCCUGAACUUGGAACCUCUUUCUUGGACUAAGAGGCUUAAUAUUGCCUUGGAUGUUGCUAGAGGGAUGGAGUAUCUUCACAAUCUUGCACAGGAAAGCUUCAUUCAUCGAGAUCUCAAAUCUUCAAAUAUUCUUCUGAGCGAUGACUUUAGGGCAAAAGUUUCUGAUUUCGGGUUGGUGAAACUUGCUCCUGAUAGAGAGAAGUCUGUCGCAACCAGGCUUGCUGGAACAUUUGGUUACCUUGCACCUGAAUAUGCUGUGACUGGAAAAAUUACAACUAAAGCCGAUGUCUUCAGUUAUGGAGUGGUGCUAAUGGAACUUUUGACUGGACUGGUGGCACUUGAUGAGGAUCGGUCUGAAGAGAGUCGGUACUUGGCUGAGUGGUUCUGGAAAAUAAACUCAAACAAGGAAAGGCUAAUUUCUGUUAUUGACCCGACUCUUGAUGCCAAAGAGGAGAUUUCCGAUAGCAUAUUCAUCAUUGCUGAGCUGGCUGGACACUGUACUGCUAGAGAACCAAACCACAGGCCUGAUAUGGGGCAUGCAGUUAAUGUGCUGGCCCCACUGGUUGAGAAGUGGAGACCGUUUGACAGAGAAACAGAGGAAUAUUCCGAAAUUGUUGAUUACGCUCAGCCUCUACCUGAAUUGUUGAAAGUGUGGCAAGAAGCUGAAACGAAAGAUUUCACAGGAACUAGUCUUGAGGAUAGUAAGGGAAGUAUUCCAGCAUUGCCAGCUGCAUUUGAAGGGUUAUUCACAUCUGCUGAAGCUCGAUGACUGAAGUUAGUAUUGCACGAUCACACCUUUUCCCACUUGAAAAAAAUUGCUCAUAUUUAAAGGAAAGGUAAUAUUGGUUUGCACUUUGUGGAUAAAACAUGGAGCAUUUUGUCUAGCUAAUAGAUUUUCCUGUGUGAGAACGAUAUGCAUCUGCUUUGAGAUGUCAAAUUAUUCAGAUAUGGACCAUAUGGUGAUGUAGAUAUAUUAGGCAAAAGGGAAUUGUUGUUGCCACUUUUUACUUUGUUACUUCUUGAUGAAUGCUUGUCGCUUCUUUUCCGUUCA
This is a messenger RNA of Rhododendron vialii, 3620 nucleotides long. RefSeq names its product receptor protein kinase TMK1-like. The transcript is spliced from 2 exons. Lineage: Eukaryota; Viridiplantae; Streptophyta; Magnoliopsida; Ericales; Ericaceae. Bases 426 to 3338 code for a protein of 970 amino acids. The record is from RefSeq and is a predicted model, not a curated record. Gene Ontology annotation, biological process: protein phosphorylation. Gene Ontology annotation, molecular function: ATP binding; protein binding; protein kinase activity.